AUGGUUGUCUUCAGCAAGGAGGUGGCUGCUUUGGCCCUCGCUAUGGCCGCAUCGGCUAUGCCGAUCGAUUUAUCUCGUACCUCGAAGUCCAAAACCUUCUCAGUCAACCAGGUGGCUAGGAACCAAUUUGGCCCCAGGAAGGUCAAUCUUGCAGGCAUGUAUGCCCAUGCUCUUGGAAAGCAUGGUGCCAAGAUCCCUGACAACGUCCUUGCCGCAUCUGAGAAUGGGACGGUCGUAGCCACUCCUUCGGCCAGUGAAGAGGAGUAUGACUGUCCUGUUACCGUUGGUAACACAGUUAUGAACCUUGACUUUGACACUGAGCAGGCUGGGCACAGCAUCUAUGAUCCGAGCAGCGCUACCCCUCUCAGUGGCUAUACGUGGAACAUUUCGUAUAGUGAUGGUAGCUCAGCUAGUGGCAAUGUCUUUCAAGACACUGUUACUGUUGGUGGUGUACAGGCAACUAGUCAGGCCGUUCAAGCUGCUGAGAAGGUCAGCCAGCAGUUCGUGUCAGACACGAAGCAUGAUGGCCUUCUGGGUCUAGCUUUCAGUUCUAUCAAUACUGUCACACCUCAACAGCAGCUGACCUUUUUCGAUACUGUGAAGUCGCAGCUCUCGAAGCCUCUCUUUGCUGCUUGCCUCAAACAUAACCAGCCUGGCGUCUAUGACUUUGGCUUCAUCGAUCAGACAAAGUUCACUGGCUCACUAGCCUAUACACCAGUCAAUAGCUCCCAAGACACUGGAACAACCCUGCUGCUCCUCGAUAAUAGCGUUGUAUCUGCCUAUUAUCAGCAAAUUACCGGUGCUCAGAAUGACCCGCAGUCUGGGGGCAUCUCUGUCGGUAGCUAUCAAGCCGUUGUCUUCGGUUCGUUGAUUAACUACGCGCCCGUCUUCUCUGGCAGCACUACCUGCUUUGGGGGCAUUCAGAGCAAUAACGGAAUUAGUUACUCUAUCUUCGGAGACAUCUUCCUCAAAAGCCAGUACGUUGUUUUCGACUCUACCGGUCCGCAGAUUGGCUUCGCCCAGCAGGAGUAG
Messenger RNA from Penicillium riverlandense, 1032 nucleotides. RefSeq names its product pepsin-like aspartic protease. The transcript has 4 exons. Lineage: Eukaryota; Fungi; Ascomycota; Eurotiomycetes; Eurotiales; Aspergillaceae. Gene Ontology annotation, molecular function: aspartic-type endopeptidase activity. Gene Ontology annotation, biological process: proteolysis. The record is from RefSeq and is a predicted model, not a curated record. The coding region runs from base 1 to 1032 and encodes 343 amino acids.